Molecule: messenger RNA, 653 nt
Organism: Drosophila mojavensis
Lineage: Eukaryota; Metazoa; Arthropoda; Insecta; Diptera; Drosophilidae
Gene: RpS27A
Product: ubiquitin-40S ribosomal protein S27a
Exons: 3
Coding region: 107-577 (156 amino acids)
Biological process (GO): modification-dependent protein catabolic process; translation; protein ubiquitination
Cellular component (GO): ribosome; cytoplasm; nucleus
Molecular function (GO): structural constituent of ribosome; protein tag activity; ubiquitin protein ligase binding
Source: RefSeq, a predicted model, not a curated record
AUUGCAACUCUGUCUUUUUUCUGCCUCCAUUUCCUGCCAAUAGCACGUUUGUAAAACUCUUUCCUGUCGUACUUUUGCCAGACCAAGUUGGCUUCGGAGGUGCACAAUGCAGAUCUUUGUUAAAACCCUAACGGGUAAGACCAUCACUCUUGAGGUCGAACCGUCGGAUACCAUCGAGAAUGUCAAAGCCAAGAUCCAGGACAAAGAAGGAAUUCCUCCAGAUCAGCAGCGUCUAAUCUUUGCUGGCAAGCAAUUGGAAGAUGGUCGCACUCUUUCCGACUACAACAUCCAAAAAGAGUCAACCUUGCACUUGGUGCUCCGCCUUCGUGGUGGUGCCAAGAAACGCAAGAAGAAGAACUACUCUACCCCCAAGAAAAUUAAGCACAAGAGGAAGAAGGUCAAGCUAGCUGUCCUUAAAUACUACAAGGUUGACGAGAAUGGAAAGAUCCAUCGCCUGAGACGCGAGUGUCCCGGAGAUAACUGUGGUGCUGGAGUCUUCAUGGCUGCCCACGAGGAUCGUCAUUACUGUGGCAAAUGCAACUUGACUUUUGUGUUCAGCAAGCCAGAAGAGAAGUAGUGCGCAGGCGCUUUUUUAUCAGGCAUUCAUUUUUGCUGUAAUUAAGUGAAUAAAUAUGAACUAAUAUAAGCCUGAA